AACCAUGUUUACCUGUAACACUUGUAACCUUGAGUUCCCCACUGCUGGGGACCAGAGAACCCACAUGAAAUCAGAAUGGCACAGAUACAAUUUAAAGAGAAGAGUGGCGCAAUUACCACCGCUUGACGAAGAGACCUUCAACACCAAAGUCAUGGCUUUGAGUACCACAGAAGAAGCUCCCAAGAAGAAGGAGAAGCAAAUCACCAAGAAAGAGCAAAGAAGAAAAGAGAAGGAAGCCUUGCAACAGCAAAAGAGAGAUCUUCUUGAACAAGCCAAAAGGGCUAUGAUGGAAAAGAUCAAGAACGGAGAAAUUCCCGCAUUCAAGGAGGAUGACAAACUGGAAAAGGGCGAGGACGCUUCUGAUGAAGUUGAAAACGAAAAAGAGCCAGAAGUACCAGUGAACGAAGAACCAGCGGAAUCCCAAGAACAGGAGAAGCCAGAAGAAGAACUCACAACAGAGGAACUUGAAGAAAGACUCAUCAAAUUGAAACUUGCCAAUAAAAUCGAAAUAAAACCAACCACCUGUUUGUUUGCCCACCCCAAGCAAAACCAUAACUUUGAUACAAUUGAAGAAAAUAUCGAGCACAUGUUCAAGAGCCAUGGUCUUUACAUUCCAGAAACAACUUACUUGGUAGACAAAGAAGGAUUAAUCAAUUAUCUCGCGGAGAAAAUUGGCUUUGGAUUCUGUAUCUCUUGUAAUUACCAAGGUAAGAAUGCUGAAGCAGCAAGAGAACAUAUGGGCACAAAGAGACACAUGAGAAUUCCUUAUGAAACUGAAGAUGAAAAAUUAGAAAUUUCCGAAUUUUAUGAUUUCAGUUCUACUUAUGAAGACUACAGGAAUCAAAAUGUGGUUGCAGCCGAAGACACACAAAAUGAUGAAGGGGAUGAAGAUUGGGAGGAUGUGGACGAUGAUGAAGAUGUUGACUCACAAGAUGAAGAUGAUGAAGAUGAUGAUGAAUUGCCUCCAACCAAGGAUGCUAUUUACCAACAUGGUCAUGAACUUUAUUUACCUUCUGGCACAGUCCUUGGCCAUAGAUCCAUGGCAAGGUACUACAGACAAAACUUGGCACCAGAAAGAAUUUUGUCUGAAGGCCAAGGAACUGUGAUAGCUGCUGAAACCAGACACAUGUUAACCAUCAAGGAUAGACAAGAAUUGGCUACCAAGAAGAGAGCAUGGGGACAUCAAAAGAAGAGAGAAGAUGUCAACGAUAGAAGGGCAGCCAAGUUUAUCAACAACCAACCUCACUUUAGAGAUCCAUUAUUGCAAUAAACUUAUUUAUGUAUUAUUAACAUUUUUGCAUUUAAGGAGUUUGUCCUGAAUAAACUAGCAUGACUGACAUUGAACGAAAUGGGGUUAACUGCACAUUGAUUUGAGCAACAAUAUACUAAGUGGCACACAAUGUACGCUCUCGAUUACCUUGGAAGUUAUAGACAUUUAUGAGCUUUCCAAAAAGCUUAUCUAGGAAUUGUACAACUUCAUUAAACUCCGAGUUUCGUCUGAGUCGCUCAAUGCGGUUGAAUAAAUAUUUGAUAUAUACAUGCGAUAUAAAUUAACGUGCUUCACAGGGUC
Molecule: messenger RNA, 1570 nt
Organism: Suhomyces tanzawaensis NRRL Y-17324
Lineage: Eukaryota; Fungi; Ascomycota; Pichiomycetes; Serinales; Debaryomycetaceae
Gene: REI1
Product: Rei1p
Exons: 1
Coding region: 65-1270 (401 amino acids)
Biological process (GO): ribosomal large subunit biogenesis
Cellular component (GO): preribosome, large subunit precursor
Source: RefSeq, a predicted model, not a curated record